Molecule: messenger RNA, 2613 nt
Organism: Hippocampus comes (tiger tail seahorse)
Lineage: Eukaryota; Metazoa; Chordata; Actinopteri; Syngnathiformes; Syngnathidae
Product: monocarboxylate transporter 9
Exons: 6
Coding region: 441-1931 (496 amino acids)
Biological process (GO): transmembrane transport; monocarboxylic acid transport
Molecular function (GO): monocarboxylic acid transmembrane transporter activity
Source: RefSeq, a predicted model, not a curated record
UAAUCAUUCAUUAUUUGUAAAAGCAGGUGUGUCGUGCCUGACUCAUAAAACAAAAAAAAAAAAACACAGCAUCCGCGUGCUUACGGUUAGCCGCGCUCCUGCAGGCCGGCGAGAACAGCUUCGAACCGGUUUGCUCGCCGGCCACAAAGCGGUCACAAAACGAGAAAAAGAAGGAGGGAGGAGAAGGCGGAGGAGGCGCAGUGCGCUGAUGCUCGGCCUCCAGUUGACACCUCCUCUACGAGACGUCACCAAAAUAACGGCGAGGUGGUUUUGUUUUUUUUCCCCCCUACUACAAAAGCGCAGGUCGUUUUCCCAUCCAGGAGUCUCUCUCCAUCCUACAUGGAAAGUUGCCGCGGACGAGCGCGUAUCGCCACCGCGAGCAGCGGCUGCUGUUGAGGUAGCCACUUCCUCACCCAGCGGGCAGCAGCGACAUCGCCGACAUGGCUUCCAGAGCGCUGGACGGCGGCUGGGGAUGGGCGAUCGUGGUGGCCUCCUUCCUGGCCCAGCUGCUGGCUUACGGCUCCCCGCAGUCGGUGGGCGUCCUCUACCCGGAGUGGCUGCACGCCUUCCAGGAGGGCAAGGGCCUGACGGCCUGGGUGGGCUCCCUGGUGGCCGGAGUGGGCCUCAUUGCUAGUCCCGUGUGCAGCGCCUGCGUGGACAACUUUGGCGCUCGCCCCGUCACCAUCUUCAGCGGCGUCAUGGUGGCCGGCGGCCUGAUGCUCAGUGCCUUCGCUCCCAACGUCCAGUUCCUCAUCUUCUCCUACGGCAUUGUCGUCGGUCUGGGUUGCGGUCUGGUCUACGCAGCCACCUUGACAAUCACCUGUCAAUAUUUUGACAAGAGACGCGGCCUCGCCCUCGGCAUCGUCACCACAGGCACCAGCGUCGGAGCCUUCAUCUACGCCACGGCUCAGAACGAGCUGAUCGUGCUGUACGGCCUGGACGGCUGCCUCCUGAUCAUCGGCGCGCUGGCGCUCAACCUCAUGGCCUGCGCCGGCUUCAUGAGGCCCCUCGACAUGCCGGGCUACUACCUCAAACGGCGGGCGGCCCUGGAACGCAACACGGAGCGGCAGCUCCUGGAAAAGCCCCGGCCGGACGAGCUGAAGAUGGCGCCGGGUUCCGCAACGUCCCCUCAGGAGAAAAGCCUGAUGGGGAAGGAGCUCCUCAUCGCCAUCGACGGCAUGGACGCCGGCGAGAAGAAGCGGAGCAGCUUCCUGGCUCGGCUGGGCGUCAUGAAAGUCAUCAAGAAAAAGAGGCAGGCCUACUCCUCGUACAUGAGCUCCAUGUACGAGCUGCUGCAAAACCAAGCCAUGGUGGCCUUCUGCAUCGGCGUCUUCCUGUUCAGCCUGGGAGCGUUCCCUCCGGUGCUCUUAAUCGAGGACGUGGCACAGAGCCAGGGGCUCGUCGAAGAAGUCGCCGUCAUCCCGCUGGUCUCCAUCGGCGCCAUCGCCACUUGCGUGGGCAAGCUGGCGCUCGGUAUCCUGGUGGACAUCAGCUGGAUCAACAGCAUCUACCUGUACGCCUUCACCAUGUUCGCCGGGGGCGUCGCGCUCUUGCUCAUCCCCGUCGUUCAAACCUACUUGGGACUGCAGAUCCUCUCCGCCGUCCUGGGCUUCUUCUCGGGAAACUGGUCCAUCACGUCCUACGUGAUCACGAAGACCGUCGGCUUGGACAGGCUCACGCAAGCCCACGGGAUCGUCAUGUUCUUUGGCGGAUUUGGCAUCAUGCUGGGACCGCCCGUUGUCGGCUGGUUCUUUGACUGGACGCAGUCUUACGACCUGGCGUUCUACUUCAGCGGCGGCUGCGUGUUGCUGGGAGCGCUGGUUCUCUCCCUGCUCACGCUGCCUUGCCGCAGCAGGAAACCCUCGCCCGACGACAACCGGCCGGACGUCCAGUACACCGGCAACUGCGACAAGGUGGCCUCUGUAGCGUGAAGAUGAGCCACCCUCGUGGGGGGGCCCACCCUCCCGCAGCACUCAGCAACCGUUCCGUGUUACGAGCACGGUUUGCCCCUGGCAACCGCUGCCAGGUUUCCACUCGCCAAAAACCUUAGCCUGGGGGCGAAACACUGGCCUUUCCUCCCAAAAACCACGCCUGCAUUUCUCAGGUUCAUGCCAAACACACAUUGCACAUCAGCUGAAGGAACAACACCGCCGUAGGUGGCGGUCUCUUAUUUUAUAGCCUCAUUUUACGAGGCGGUCCAAAUCGAUGAUCUCGUCAAACGGCUCUGUGCAAAAAAAAAAAAAAAAAAAAACUUGAAAACGCACAAACAGAUCUUCAAGAAUUGAGACGACUGAGCUUCUUUCCUACUCUUAAACAGCAACAGGUUUUGUGUUUGUAUGUAUUGAAAUCCACCUCAUACGCGACAAAAGCAUCGCUGAUCGUUAAUGCCUGUCAAUGCGUACUGCCUGUGCGAACAAUGCACACGCCUUGCUUUGUCGGUUUUUUUUUUGUUGUCACUUUUCGAACCUGAAUACCACAACAUGAGCUACACUUGCACAAUCCAUUGAGGUCCAAUACAAGAGCUCUGCCAAAAAGAUAACGCUCAGUAUUGAUUGACACCGUCAGAGGCAUUAAUUUAACAAUGUUUAUUUUUCCUUGUUGUUGACCUUUUUU